CUGCUACACACGCUAAUCAGAGCUUCCUGGCUGCCAGACUGGCUUGCAGUGUUCUUCGAAACCAGGAUUUCGCCCUGUUUCACAGGAAGAUCAGGAAGCAGAACUCUACCUAGACCUGAACGGCAAGUUCUAAAGUCGUUCAGAAAGCUCUGGGACCAUGGACAUCGAAGCAUACUUUGAAAGGAUUGGUUACAAGAACUCAGUGAAUAAAUUGGACUUGGCCACAUUAACUGAAGUUCUUCAGCAUCAGAUGCGAGCCGUUCCUUUUGAGAAUCUUAACAUGCAUUGUGGAGAAGCCAUGCAUCUGGAUUUAGAGGCCACUUUUGACCACAUAGUAAGGAAGAAGAGGGGUGGGUGGUGUCUCCAGGUUAAUCAUCUGCUGUACUGGGCUCUGACCAAGAUGGGCUUUGAAACCACGAUGUUGGGAGGAUAUGUUUACAUUACUCCAGUCAGCAAAUAUAGCAGUGAAAUGGUCCACCUUCUAGUACAGGUGACCAUCAGUGACAGGAACUACAUUGUGGAUUCUGCCUAUGGAGGCUCCUACCAGAUGUGGGAGCCUCUGGAAUUAACAUCUGGGAAGGAUCAGCCUCAGGUGCCUGCCAUCUUCCGUUUAACAGAGGAGAAUGGAACCUGGUACUUGGACCAAAUCAGAAGAGAGCAGUAUGUUCCAAACGAAGAAUUUGUGAACUCAGACCUCCUUGAAAAGAACAAAUAUAGAAAAAUCUACUCCUUUACUGUUGAGCCCCGCACUAUUGAGGACUUUGAAUAUGUGAAUACCUACCUUCAGACAUCGCCAGUGUCUGUGUUUGUAAACACAUCGUUCUGUUCCUUGCAGACCUCAGAAGGGGUUUGCUGUCUAGUGGGCUCCACCUUCUCCAGUAGGAGAUUCAGUUAUAAGGACAAUGUAGAUCUGGUUGAGUUUAAGAAUGUGAAUGAGGAAGAAAUGGAAGACCUACUGAAAACUGAAUUCGGCAUUUCUUUGGAGAAAAAGCUUGUGCCCAAACUUGGCGAACAAGUUUUUACUAUUUAGGGUAAGGAGCAAAAUUGUUCUCCGUUGUUAUUUCAUAGUCUUAAACAUUCUCAACAUAUGCAAAUGUAUCCAUAGCAGAAAUCACCUGGCUCACUGCUGAUCAACUAGUCACUUGUUGUAUCUUCUUCUUACUACAUUUUAUAAAAAGAAAUCCUAGUUGUCCUGUCAUUUCACCAAUAAAAAUACUGCCAGUUAUAAUGAAAUAAAAUAUUAGUGGAUGUAACAACAAUCCUUUCAACAUUAAUCAACAAAACUUACUUAACGAAGAAGUGGAAAUCUUGAGAGCCAUGUUCAUUUGUAGUAGAAACCUCCCACCAUCAUUUUAUUGUUGAACUCACAUAAAAAAAAUGGUUGAAUAUGAAUAACCAGAGAACAGCAGGUAUUAAAUUCAGCCAAACUAAAUAUGAUGUCCAAAGGUUACAAGAAACCACAUUCACAACUUAGGAUCAGAAUAAAGCAAAGAAGAAUGAGCCAUCAUUUCAGGUUCAGAUAACUUCCCAGUCCUCGAAACAGAACUCAUGCCAGUGCACCCUGGCUCUGUGAGUAGGCGCCAGGACAACGACACGGCUUACAAUUUCUUCCAGAGUUAAUUUUGCAGACACGGUUCUUUUUGCAUUUGAUUUUUUUCAAACUAUGAGAAUACUUUAGAAUUAUGUGACUUAUAUAUCAUAUGAUAAUCUUUAUAGCCUGUUAUAUAUGUUACCUGAAAAAAACAUUGCCAAGUAUAUUAAACGUUAAAUAUUUUAAAAUAGUACUGGCUAAUAUAAUGGAUCAAAGGUUUCUUGGAGAUAUUGAGAUAUAAUAUAAGGGUUGGUGUUCUCUGUGAGACGUGUGUCCCUUUUACCCCAGUGUAAUAACCUUGCUACAUUCUUCUGAUUCACUCUGUACUUUAACUUAAAAGGAAACAAGCAAAAGACAAACAUGGUUCUUCAUGGAUCUAGGAGGUCACACCCUGAGCACAUUGUUGGGUAAACUUGUGGAUCUGAUUCAAGAUGUAAAACAGUUUGAGACAUGUGUAUUCAGUACCAGACAUAAAGGCCACAAAUAUAUUGGGGUUGUUCCCAGGUUAGACUGCUAUUCUAAUAUGCUGGAAGCCUGGAAUAUGGUUUACAGCACUCCUGCGCACAAAAGUAUUCUGCUCAGGGAUGAAUGAAUAAUAGUGGUAAUUAUUUCUAAGUCUUUCUAGCUUUCUUUCCCUCACUCCUGCUUUAGCUCCCAUUCACAUUGCCAGCUGCUUACUGUCUGCUUGCUGAGAAUAGAUUCCAGGGAUGUAAAUAUAUGGCUUGUGCCCCAGAAUCUGAAUCUUUAACCUCUCUGUACUUCAUGCUUUCUGACUGGGUUCCAUAAGAAGGUCAUGUUUGAGGCUAGCUUCUGUUCAGGCCACAAUACUUGAAGCAGCCUUCUCUCCAUAGCUACAGGUACUGAUUGACGAGUUCCUUAUCGUCCGAGAGUCCAGAGCUAACAGGAAAUCCCAGUGCCGGUUACCAUUAUGGGAAAUGGUCUCCACCCCCUACCUACAUUCCUGCUCAGGAACCAGAGAUCCUAGCUGUAGGCUCUUGCUUUGAACUUCCCCCAUCCUCAAAAGGGAUAAAAAGAGGCUCCCUCCUUUGUCACAUCCUCUUAUUCUCCUCAGAGACCCAACCAAACUGUCUGUCCAUGGAGCUUAGCCUGAACAAUUCUUGGAGUCCCCAUCUCACCGUUGUCCCUCUGUCUAUGUACUGAUGCUACUGAUAACUUUUUAAAAUAAACCCAUUA
This is a messenger RNA of Mastomys coucha (southern multimammate mouse), 2785 nucleotides long. RefSeq names its product arylamine N-acetyltransferase 1. The record is from RefSeq and is a predicted model, not a curated record. The coding region runs from base 158 to 1030 and encodes 290 amino acids. Gene Ontology annotation, molecular function: acetyltransferase activity. NCBI's taxonomy places the organism in Eukaryota, Metazoa, Chordata, Mammalia, Rodentia, Muridae. The transcript is spliced from 2 exons.